Molecule: messenger RNA, 1447 nt
Organism: Nycticebus coucang (slow loris)
Lineage: Eukaryota; Metazoa; Chordata; Mammalia; Primates; Lorisidae
Gene: VMO1
Product: vitelline membrane outer layer 1 homolog
Exons: 3
Coding region: 767-1366 (199 amino acids)
Source: RefSeq, a predicted model, not a curated record
GUGCCUGCUGAAGGCCGAAUAGUUUUUCUAUUUUUAGUAGAGACGGGGUCUUGCUCUUUCUCAGGCUUGUCUGGAACUCCUGAGCUUAGACAAUCCACUCACCUCUGCCUCCCAGAGUGCUAUGAUUACAAUGAGCCACCUAGACCAGCCAUGCUUGUCAUUUCUGAGCCCCAGUUCCUCAUCUUUAUUAUUAUUUUUUUUAAUUUUUUUGAGACAAGAGUCUCACUUUGUCACCCUGGUAGUGUGCUGUGUUGUCCUAGCUCACAGCAACCUCAAACUCCUGGACUUAAGCGAUUCUCUUACCUCAACCUCCCAAGUAGCUGGGACGACGGGAGCUCACAGGGCUAUUUUUAGAGAUGAGGUCUCUCUCUGGCUUAGGCUGUUCUUGAACCUGUGAACUCAGGCAAUCCACCCUUCUGGGCCUCCCAAGUGCUGGGAUUACAUCUGGCGCCCGGUCCUAGUUCCCUCAUCUUUAAAAUAAUAAGGGUAAUUCUAUCCUAAAAUGGUUGUGAGGACUAAAUAAAGCAAUUCGUCGCCUAUAGUAAACGUUCAGUAGGUGGAAUUUGUUUCCAUUUUCCGGCUAGCGCUACCCCUCCUCUCCUAGUGCUGAGAGCCGCAGUCGCCUCCACGAACAGUCUGUAGGGUUCCAGGAGCGGAUUAGUUUUGGGUGUCACUUAAUCCAAGAGGUCCUUCCGCAAUCUGAACCUUCAUAGGAGCCAAACUGAUAAAAACCUGCUUAAGGGGCUUCCUUCCCAAACGCUGAAGAAUGGAGUGGGUAGCCGGAGCCAAGCUGUUGCUGCUGCUGUGGGUGACUGGCUGCCGACAUGCACAGGCAGACGGCCCAAGCGGUUACACGUCCGUCAUCGAAGUGACUAACGGGGGUCCCUGGGGAGACUGGGCCUGGCCUGAGUUGUGUCCAAUCGGAUUUUUCGCCAGCGGGUUCUCGCUAAAGGUGGAGCCCCCCCAAGGCAUUCCUGGCGACGACACGGCUCUGAACGGGAUUCGGCUGCACUGCGCGCGCGGGGAUGCCCAGCUCAACACGCAUGUGGUGGAGUCUCAGUCUGGAAGAUGGGGCGAGUGGAGUGAGCCCCUGUGGUGUCCUGGCGGCGGCUUCCUAGUGGCUUUCUCGCUUCGCGUGGAGGCACCCAUGACUCCCGGGGACAACACAGCAGCUAACAACGUGCGCUUCCGCUGCUCAGACGGCACCGAACUGGAGGGUCCUGGGCUGAGCUGGGGAGAGUUUGGAGACUGGAGCGACCCAUGUGCCAAAGGCUCUUGUGGCCUGCAGACCAAGAUUGAGCGACCUAGAGGCCUCCGCGAUGACACCGCGCUGAACGACGUGCGCUUAUUCUGCUGCCGCAGUUAACACUGUCGCUGUCCCUCCCCAACCUCUCCCGGACCCAAAGGCUAGUCCUACCUUCCGUGAUUAAAGCUUCUCCGUCUUGGC